Aspergillus alliaceus is the source of this 778-nucleotide messenger RNA. RefSeq lists its product as uncharacterized. The annotation marks the transcript as partial. The record is from RefSeq and is a predicted model, not a curated record. The transcript has a single exon. NCBI's taxonomy places the organism in Eukaryota, Fungi, Ascomycota, Eurotiomycetes, Eurotiales, Aspergillaceae.
AGGAGGCUGUGCUGUGACAGUCCCAUUUUCCGCAGCCAGAACACUGGUUAGAGCCAAACUACACGCUGUCGCUUGUUGAAGAUCAUUCCUUGGCCAACCAGGUUAAAGAGAGGUUGAAAAAGGAACUAGAUAGCACUAGCGACCACUCGGCUUCCUUUUGGUGUCGAUCCCCUUGGCAGAUGUUGAUUUCCCUAUGUCGGGGGGCCCAGACGUGGCCAUUGUAUGCAUCUGUUUCUUGCAGGAAAAAUGAUAUAGAUUCUCAUCCUUGGAGACCGCCGGGAUAUGUUUUCUUUUUUUCUCCCUUUCGUAUAUCUGCCACAUGGUUAACCCAAGUAAACAACGGUGUUGCCUUCUCUUCAGCCGACCACGUUUCAAGUCCUGAACCUAAAUCCUGGUUGACGAAGAAGGCCUGUCUAUCCGAAGGUUCGCUAUCUUCAUCCAACUCCACCCCAUGAAACACAGCCCACCGACCCCGGACUUCAAGGCCAGCUUUCUUCCACUUGUCAUCACUUGCCAAGAUCCCACUCACUGCGUGAGAGUCUGAGCCGGUCAGCGAUGUCCUAUUUCCAACGCACUGGGAAAGGAGAUGCUUGGGGAUGGAGGCCUUGGCGAACCCACCGAUCAGCGGCUGACUCGCGGAUAGUCAGCCUCUGAGUUCAUGUUGUCAUGAUUGACUUUAGACUUUAAAGUCCUGGUCAGGCCCGUCGGAGGAACGCCGCUACGAAAACCGCAUGCAGUCCAUGACGCCUUCGGAUGGUGCCAAGGGUUUGCCAAGAUG